AUGACUCAGAGCGUCACAGGCGGAAGGUCACGGAGCAGCAGAACGGAACGGAAGCGGGAGUAAAAAGCCCAUCCGCCAUUGUGGAAAAUGACACACAGUCGCCGUUUGUAACAACGAGAAGAAGCAGAUCGUCGUCGGGUCGGACCACGGGAAGGAAGGAAGAAAAAAAAAAAAACCCUCCGCCGCGCAACCGUUACAGAGCGAUUGGACGACCCGAGAAACGAGCCAGGGAAAGCACCGGAGAGCAGAGAGAAACAGGGGGGGAAGCCGUGGACAGUCUCACGAACCAGCUCUCAGUGUCGCUUCCUGGAGGAUGUCUGCGACCACAGUCGAUCAGAGACCUAAAGGACAAGGAAAUAAAGUGCAAAACGGAUCAAUGCAUCAAAAGGAUGGUGUGAAUGAUGAUGAUUUUGAGCCUUAUCUAAGCGGCCAGACAAAUCAGGGUAACAGCUAUCCACCAAUGUCUGACCCCUACAUGCCCAGCUAUUAUGCUCCCUCCAUCGGUUUCCCUUACUCUCUGGGAGAGGCCGCUUGGUCCACAGCAGGAGACCCUCCCAUGCCCUACCUAACCGCCUAUGGACAGAUGAGCAAUGGCGAGCCGCACUUCAUCCCUGACGGCGUGUUCAGCCAGCCAGGUGCCCUUGGGAACACCCCUCCCUUCCUGGGCCAGCAUGGCUUCAACUUCUUCCCUGGUAAUGCAGACUAUUCCACCUGGGGUACCAGUGUCUCUCAGGGUCAGUCCACACAGAGCUCAGUCUACAGUAACAGCUAUGGGUACGCCCCCAGCUCGCUGGGUCGGGCCAUCACGGACGGACAGGCGGGCUUUGGAAGCGACACCCAGCUUAGUAAAGUCCCGGUGCUGAACAGCAUUGAGCAAGGUAUGACGGGCCUCAAACUGGGUGCGGACAUGGUGGCAGCUGUCACUAAAACCGUGGGUUCCCCCCUAGGGGGCACAGCAGGUAUGAGCAGUAUGGCAGCCAAUAGCCUCCCUCCGUCUGUCAGCUCAUCUGCACCUAAACCUGCCUCCUGGGCAGCCAUUGCCAAGAAGCCGGCCAAGCCGCAGCCCAAGGUCAAACCCAAAGCCAACAUGGGGAUGGGGGGAGGUGCCAUUCCCCCGCCCCCCAUAAAGCACAAUAUGAACAUUGGUACUUGGGAUGAGAAGGGCUCUCUGAACAAGCCCCAAUUAGCUCAGAAUAUGAUGCCCCCGCAGCCUAUGGUGCAGCAGCCUCUCCUAGCUCAGCCCCAGCCCUUACUGCAAAACCCGUUGCCUCCUCAACAUCAACACCAACACCAACAUCAACACCAACACCAACACCAGCCCCAACACCAACAUCAGCCCCAACACCAACAUCAACAUCAACACCAGCCCCAACACCAACACCAGUCCUUCCAGCUCCAUGCUCUCCAGUCCCCCCAGCACCCCCAGCCCAUGCCCCCUGGCCAUCCACACAUGCACCUCUCCUCUCAACCUGGUCCCCUACAGCCCCUUCAUCACCAACAACCCCAGCAGCCUGGCCCUCCCCCCAACCGCUGGGUGGCUCCCAGGAACCGCGGUGAGGGCUUCGGUCUGGGUGGGGGACUCCCACUUAGUGCCUCCCCUUGCUCCGGAGAAGUGCAUCCCGUGUUGGAGAAACUCCGUGCCCUCAACAACUACAACCCCAAAGACUUUGACUGGAACUUGAAAAAUGGCAGAGUUUUCAUUAUCAAGAGCUAUUCUGAAGAUGACAUCCACCGCUCAAUCAAGUACUCUAUCUGGUGCAGUACAGAGCACGGCAACAAGCGUCUGGAUGGUGCCUACCGCUCACUGGGCAACAAGGGGCCCCUGUACCUGCUGUUCAGCGUCAACGGCAGCGGGCACUUCUGUGGUGUGGCCGAGAUGCGCUCACCAGUGGACUACAAUGCCUAUGCAGGCGUCUGGUCUCAGGACAAGUGGAAGGGCAAGUUUGAGGUGAAGUGGGCGUUCAUCAAAGACGUGCCCAACAACCAGCUGCGACACAUCCGGCUGGAGAACAAUGACAACAAGCCAGUAACCAACUCCAGGGACACUCAGGAAGUGCCUCUGGAAAAGGCCAAACAAGUGCUUAAAAUUAUCGCCACUUACAAGCAUACCACCUCAAUCUUUGAUGACUUUGCACAUUAUGAGAAACGUCAGGAAGAGGAGGAGGCUCUGAGGAAGGAGCGCAAUAGAAAUAAACAGUAACCUUCAAGCAAGCUCUCUGCUAGAACUGCAACACUAAUGAUGUAGGACCUUACAUAUAAUUUGCCUAACCACAAGGAGGAAAGGCUCUCACAAAUCUUUUCCGCUGAAGACGACAAUGUAUCUGAACACUUGAACAUGACAAUAGAUGGACUCAUCUGUAUCCGUUGACUGGUGCAUCAAACCCUGUGUUCCUGUCUCACGAGAAAAACGUAACCCACUUCGAAAAAAAUCUGUCUUUAAAGCACUUUCAGUCCUCCUAAACAGCCUCUACCGUAACUCUCUAAUUCUGUGUUGUUCUUCUUUGAUUUAGUUUGAGAGCAACUAACUGACUAACCGAAGUAGUCAGUAGAUUUCACCAGGCUUAUUUGUAGUUUUCUUCUUUUUUUUUUUUUUUGUUUAUGCCUCAAAAUGGGAUAUUGGUGAGCUUCAUCCGCUCCUGAAGAGAAAAUAAAGAUUAUGUAUGAUUUAGUCUUUUACUUGAAUCUGUAUUCAACCAUCUGAUCCGAGUCCUCAGACAGAGGUUUGGAGGAUUGACAGGUGGGAUGAAAUAAUUGGGAAACAGCCACAAUCAUGCCAAUCAUAGGAUGUAUCCUCCCUCUACCUGUUCCCUUCCUUUGUGCAUCUGUUUCUGUGUACCAAAAGAUUACAAUUAUGCAGCAGGCUGGCAAACACUGGCCAAUGCACAUCUUUGUAUUUUUUUUUUCUCUCUCUCUCUCUCUCUUUUGUGAUUCUGUCAUUCUGAAGUGCAUUUGUCUGAGGAGAAACCUGCUGCUCUGGUAGAACUAUAGCGCAGGCCUCCUUGGGUCCUGUGGGUGACUGUCUUUGCUCUGAUGUUGAUGUACUGUAUCGUACCUCAGGCUCAAUCAGACUGUCUGUCCUUAACAACUCAAAGCACUUUUGGGAGAAUCCUCACAUCACCCCCUCCCCCCCCCUUGGCUUGACUGGGAUUCCCCCAAAACGGCAAGACAUCAACUGCAAGGAUGUGACAGUUUUCUCCUCUAGGUAACUCACUAGCUAAAUAAAAAUGAUCCAUGUUUAGCGCAAACCAUGCUUUUGUGUUUUUGUGUACUCAUUUGCCUCAGAAAUGUGUGUAUUACUUCUAUGCUUCACACAAACUGAAACUAUGAACUCUUCUCCUGCAGCCCAAGCAGAUCGUUCCUCGCCUAGUUGCAUAUGUGCCUCUAAAUAAAUUUACAGUAGCAGCUCCAUGUCCACAUCUGCUUUGCAUUGCAGCGUAUUACUGACGAGUGUAAAAUGUGCUGGUGCCAGUGGGGGUUGGUUUGACAAUAUCAUCGGUGUACAAUAAAUUGACUUGAAGAUGAUGCUUGGGAGGCAGACCUGCCAGCCUAUAGUGGGUUAGUUGAUAUAUAUCGAUACAACUGCAGGGAUUACAACCAAUACUGGAAUGUAUAACGAUGCAUGGAUGUGCAUGGAUGGUACAGGCAGUGGUGGAAUGUAACUAAGUACAUUUACUGUACGAAAGCACAAUUUCUAGAUACGUGCACUUGAGUAGUUGCUUUUUACGCCACUUUUUAUUUCUACUGCACUACAUUUUAGAGGCAAAUGUUGUACUUUUUUACUCCACCACAUUUAAUUAAUAGUUACUUUACAAGUUAGGAUUUUACAUAAAAAAAACAUACGAUCGUAUAAAACAAACAUUUGUUACAGAUUAAAACAGUUUCCAGCCUUUUUGGCCGAUGACGUUUCCCCUCAGGAAACUUCAAAUUAUUCAAUAUUUUACAAAUUCACAAAGAUUAAAAAACUACCAUCAAUUGGUCCAGGGGGCGUACAGUGAUGGGGAGGCAAUGGCUCCUCCCCCCCCCCCCUACUUCUGGCUCCCUUGCUCUGAUCACACCCAUCUUCAUUUUGAUCUCAACUACUCACCUGUAAAGUUUCGUGACUGCAUGAUUUAUUUUAAACUGUCAGAAACUUUGUAAUAUUAUCUUGAAAUACAAUGUGAUGAUAGAUUAUGUGGAAUUUCCUGUUUGCUGUUUUCAAUUUUAAAUGACGUUAUUUUGCUUUAGUUGCCAGGGCAGGUAAAGGUAGUACAGUAACCAUAGACAGACUUUGACAUAUGUUAGACCUAUAAAAAAAGACUUAAUGAUUAAACGAUUAAUUGCAAAAUUAUAUGAAUAAAAUUGUUAUUGAAAUU
Anarrhichthys ocellatus (wolf-eel) is the source of this 4352-nucleotide messenger RNA. RefSeq names its product YTH N6-methyladenosine RNA binding protein F3 (gene ythdf3). Gene Ontology annotation, molecular function: mRNA binding; N6-methyladenosine-containing RNA reader activity. Gene Ontology annotation, cellular component: cytoplasm. The record is from RefSeq and is a predicted model, not a curated record. The coding region runs from base 314 to 2200 and encodes 628 amino acids. Lineage: Eukaryota; Metazoa; Chordata; Actinopteri; Perciformes; Anarhichadidae. The transcript is spliced from 6 exons. Gene Ontology annotation, biological process: mRNA destabilization.